AGCUAGGGAGGAACAGGGCAUUUGCUACGCCCACGGACUUUUUCAGCUAUUCAAUGCCGUACCAAACGCUCAUCUCUUCGUCCUCCUCCCUCGUUCCUUUCAACCCCUCCACCACCACCACCAGCACCACGACCACCACCUCCUCCUCUCCUCUCCCUCGCUGCCCUCUCCAAUCCCUUCCUCAUUUCGAUUCCUCUCAGGAUAGAAGAAUGGAGGAGGCGCUGAAGAGUAGUUUGAGGUGGGAGCCGUUGGUCCCCUCCGGCCAGCAGCACAACCAGGCCUUCCUCGCCGACGACCCGGCCUGGGCCGCCUUAGAGAGAGGCGGCAACCUACUAGGGGAUGGGUUCUCGGUGGACGACCUCCUCGACCUCGGAGAAUUCGCCGAGCCCGAGAAGGAAACAGAGGAGAAGCCGGUGACAGCAGCUGAGUCCGUGGAAGCGGAGGAGAACUCAAACUCCUCCGCGCUGUCCUUUGAACCACGGCCGCCUUCGGAGAUUAGUCUUCCGAUGAGUCCCCUGCCGUUAAUGGCUCACGAUGUGGAUGAGUUGGAAUGGGUUUCGCUCAUCAUGGACGACUCCCUCUCAGAGUUCCCGGCGUCGUGCUCCGGUGUCUUGCCGCCCUUUCCGCCGCCGAUCCCUAAACCCCAGGCCGUGUUCCCGCCCGAGAACCGCCCAGCACCUUCGCUGAGCCCCACCGUCUGCGCCCUCUCCACCGAGGCCCUCGUCCCGGUCAAGGCCAAGCGCAGCAAACGCUCCCGCUCCGCCGGGGCCGUCUGGUCCCUCUCCGGCCUGCCCCCGAUCGCCGACUCCUCCUCCUCCUCCACCACCACCACCACCACAACCACCACCUCAUCCUCGUCUUCCUGCUCCUCCGCCUCGUCGUCCUUCGAGUCCUAUCUCAUCUACGACCCCACCGGCGCCGGCGUGUACAACCUCCUCGAUGAUAACCCGCUUCCGCCGCCCGCGCCGCCGUCCAAGAAGCAGAAAACGAAGAAGAGGGGCCGAAAGCCGAAGAUGCCGCAGGCGGCGUCCGCGGCCGCGCCUGGCAGCUGUGAGAGGCGGUGCAGCCACUGCGGGGUCCAGAAGACGCCGCAGUGGCGUGCGGGGCCACUGGGGGCGAAGACUCUCUGCAACGCGUGCGGCGUCCGGUACAAGUCCGGCCGCCUCCUGCCAGAGUACCGGCCGGCGUGCAGCCCCACCUUCAACACAAACGUCCACUCUAACAGCCACCGCAAAGUCCUCGAGAUGCGCCGGAAAAAGGAGGGCGACCUCCUUGUCGCCGCCGCCCCACCGGUCCCCUCCUUCUAACCGGUCCGGUUCGGCUAUUCAUUUUGAACCGCCCCCUUUUCAUAAUCGUUCUGUAACGGUCCUUUAUGCAGAGGCUUAGAUUUCCGUGUUCUGUAGCUUUUUAUGAGGCUAUAGGUAGUGCAAUCUUUUAAUUUAUUUGUUGUAUUUCACUUAGAAAACGUCGGUUUUGAGGGGAGUUGGGGGAAUGGGGGAUGGUAUGGAUGGGGAAGAGACGCAGGCAUUACUAGAUUUUAGGUCCUUAGUCUGGAAUUGGAUAUCUAACUUGAUGGCUUUCUUUUUUUUUAGUCAAUGAGAGAGAGUUAGAUAUCAAAGGAGUAGUAUGACAUACUUGGUUUGGCAUCAUUUGUAAUACAUCCAUUCCAUAUACAUAGGUAGGGUUUAUCCACAUGGAUGGGAUAUAUGAUAAUUUUUAUUUGUAUCUGUUUUGCAGUUGAUUAAUGGGAGGAUUUAUCGAAUCGAAAUUGCUUUUU
Molecule: messenger RNA, 1777 nt
Organism: Phoenix dactylifera (date palm)
Lineage: Eukaryota; Viridiplantae; Streptophyta; Magnoliopsida; Arecales; Arecaceae
Product: GATA transcription factor 5
Biological process (GO): cell differentiation; regulation of DNA-templated transcription
Cellular component (GO): nucleus
Molecular function (GO): zinc ion binding; sequence-specific DNA binding
Source: RefSeq, a predicted model, not a curated record